UUUUACAUUCUUAGAGCCAAAACCGAAACCCGUAACUCAGAGCCUGAGAGGAGAAAGAAAAGAAGAAUAAAAAACUCAAUCAGAGAGAGAGAGAGAGAGAGAGAGAACAAACUGAAGUCAGAACGAAGUCAUCGUCUUCCUUUGUUCUAGUUUCAAUUCUGACACUCUCUGUUGGUUUUCCAUUAAUAUGGUUACGGAAGGACCCGCCAUCGAAGCUCUCGGUUCUCUCUUCAAAAUCACACAAGUCUUUCUAUGGGAUGAUGGUUCUCCGGGUUCUCUCAAAUCGGCUGAAGUUCAUGGCAAUGGCAAUGACAAUGACAAUGACAAUGAAAAUGACAGCUCGAACCUUGUUCCUGAUUGGAGCGACCUUCUCGAACCUGAGGAUUUGGAACUUAACAAACAGAUGAGUGAAUUGGGUCUCCCUCUUUCCUUUCACACAACCAAAGAGAAAAGUGGACCAGGGAAAGGUAAAAAGAAGGGUUCACGUUCAAAGCUUCGGCGUACUUGUCAUACUGCAGAGGAGGUUGUAUCUGCUGCUGAAUUUCAUGAUAAGGCAAGCAGUUCUGUAUCUUGUAUAUCGAUGCUGGGCCAAAGUGAAUCAUCUUACUGCAGUGUAGUGGAGAUUGAUAUGACUCGAUGUGCCUCUGUUGAAGGAGAUAAUUCAGCAUGCUGCACUGCAGAGAAACAUGAUGAAGAUAUAAUUGAGGCAGCAACUAAUGAAACCCCAGAUAGUGACUCUCUAAUCAACAAUACAUGUGUUGAUUUAAAAAUUCCACCAGCUUUGGCCACCGGAGUCUCUGCUGGAAGCCACUUGACAAGUCCUAGCGCCAAUUAUUGUGGGAUAAAACACAAUGAAAGCUUAAUUGAUGUUGAAUGUUUAGAAAUUUCACCAAUUGUUAGCAAAGAGACGACCGAGAGUGAGACCAUUUGCAAUGAUGAUGAUGCUGGCACUUGGCAUCCACCAACUAAUGAAUCAGAAUUGGUUACCAUGAGUAUAGAAGGGACUGGAUGUGGCCAAAUCAACAUGUCAAAUUAUCUUGGCGAACUCGGAGAUUGGAUGGUGUUUUGGGAUACUUUCUACAUGAGAAAAUACUUCUAUAAUACCACAACACAGACUUCUACAUGGGACCCACCCCAAGGGAUGGAGCAUCUAGCAAUUGUUGAGUCUAUUGAAUUAGUCGAUGGCGGGGCUUUAAAGGAAGCAGAGGAGUGCAAAACACAAAAUAACACUAAAGCACCCCAUGAAACCUUGAUUGCAGAGGAGUCAGAAGGAAAACAACAUGAUGAGUAUUCAACUAGUAUCGAAGUUGGUGGGAAGUUGGUUUCCGAUCUCACUACACAUAGCGAGGACCAAUUGGUGGAUCAUUCUGAUGAGUAUCUUGAGAGAAGUAGUUGCAACGGUAGAGUUUCAUGCUCCUCAGUAUCAAAUGCCAUGGAGCACACAAUUAGUUCCAAUGAAGGAAACAUACAGGCAGCAUCAGAGGUUAAUUAUAAACACUUAGAAAACAUGGUUAUUGAUACACCUGAAUAUACUGAGUUUGAUCCAUCCACGUCAAAAGAGGGCAAUAAAGUGAAAAGGAGACAUAGGCAGAGAAGAAAAUCCUAUAGUGAAACUGAAGUUCAAUUUCAAGAAAUGCCUGAAGAGUAUCCUGCUGCAAUUGGCAAAUAUUGGUGGCAGAGAUAUAUUUUGUUCUCUAGAUUUGAUGAUGGUGUAAAAAUGGAUGAGGAAGGAUGGUUUUCUGUCACUCCGGAGCCUAUUGCUCGACAUCAAGCAGAGCGUUGUGCUAGUGGCAUUAUAAUUGACUGUUUUGUUGGCGUUGGUGGGAAUGCUAUCCAAUUUGUGAAGAGUUGCAAUCAUGUGAUAGCGAUUGAUAUUGAUCCGCUGAAGAUUGAUUAUGCUAGGCACAAUGCUGCCAUUUAUGGGGUGGAUGAUCAAAUUAACUUCAUAAUCGGUGACUUCUUUGUCUUGGCACCUAAGUUAAAGGCCGAUAUGGUUUUCUUGUCUCCACCUUGGGGAGGACCUGAUUAUUUAAAGGUUGCGACUUAUGACAUGAAGACAAUGCUUAAACCGCAUGAUGGAUUUACUCUGUUCAAUCUUGCGAAGGAGAUUGCUUCCAAAGUUGUAAUGUUCCUUCCAAGAAAUGUAGAUUUCAAUCAAUUGGCAGAGUUAUCUCUAUCUGCCAAUCCACCAUGGUCACUGGAGGUGGAGAAAGUUCACUUAAAUGGAAAACUGAAGGCGAUCACUGCGUAUUUCAGCGACACAAGAGUUGGAGGUUGCUCGGUGAAUAAACACAUACGCUUCUGCUCAAGCUCAAGUGAUGAAGAAUCAGGAUCCCUGCAAUGAAAAGAAACAUUCAUAGUCAUAGGUGAAUAUAAGGUCAUAUUCUUGGUUUGUGGUAUUUAUGUGAACCAUUUUAGCAUUAUCUGCAAAAUGUAACAAUGUCUUUUGUGUUACAUCUUGUGUGGCAUUGCUACAUUGUAUAGCUGUUCAUAUUGGAGAACCUUUUUUUUUUCUUUUGUAAAAAUAGUUUCAAUAGUUUAUAAAAUGGUUGAUUACCAAGCAAUAAUUCAUAGCA
Messenger RNA from Arachis ipaensis, 2576 nucleotides. The record is from RefSeq and is a predicted model, not a curated record. NCBI's taxonomy places the organism in Eukaryota, Viridiplantae, Streptophyta, Magnoliopsida, Fabales, Fabaceae.